Lachancea fermentati is the source of this 582-nucleotide messenger RNA. NCBI's taxonomy places the organism in Eukaryota, Fungi, Ascomycota, Saccharomycetes, Saccharomycetales, Saccharomycetaceae. The record is from the annotation of a GenBank genome assembly.
AUGGGUUUGCUUACGAUUAUCAAGAAACAAAAGAGAAAAGACCGAGAAUUGCGUUGUUUGGUGCUGGGGCUCGACAACGCGGGCAAGAGCACGCUGGUGGAGCGGCUAGUGGAGGCGAGCAAGGGCGCGGAGGCGGGCGCGCAAGCGCCCGCCGUUGCCCCCACGGUGGGAUUCCGGAUCCACACGCUCGUCCUGGACGACCGCAACGUGCAAUUGUGGGACGUGGGCGGGCAGUCGACGUUGCGGCCGUACUGGUCGAACUACUUUGACAAAACGGACGUGCUGGUGUGGGUGGUGGACGUGGCGGCGGCCGCGCGCGCACACGAGUCGCAACACGAGCUGUGCGCGCUGCUGCGCGACCGGGACCGGCUGGGCUACAACUGCCGGAUCAUGGUGCUGCUGAACAAGACGGACCUGGUGGACGCAGCGACGGCCGCGGCGCGCACGGCCGCGUUCCAGCGCGAGCUGGACGCGGCCCUGGCGCUGGACAACGUCGAGCUGACCACGUACGCGACCAGCGGCGCGACGGCGGCGGGCGUGGACGCGGUGCUGGCGGGGCUGGCGGGCCCACGUGACACCUGA